GUAUUCCACUGCUGCACUUUUAGCUGUCUUCUUCUUCGACGCUAAUGUGUUUGUCAUAUCUGAAAUGAUAGGCCGAUGGCCCCUUUUAUCCGGUUUUCACUGGUAGAAGAGAUAGUACCAGGUCCUACCCUGAUGAAGCAAUGGCUGAGAUUCCUAAACCGGAUGAUAACAUCACCCAGACACUUCGUCUGUUCUCACUAAGAGGAUUUAGUGACCGAGAAACUGUAAGUCUUCUAGGAGGGCACAACAUUGGGAAGAUUGGAUGUGAGUUCAUUCAGGCCCGGCUUAACAACUUUAAGGGGACCGGCAAACCAGACCCAACUGUUUCUCCUGGUUUCCAGAACGAGAUGAGAAUUUUCUGUGAUGACAAUGGAACCAGGAGCAGCCAGAAUUCCCCUGCACCGGCGCCAUCAAGGGGUGUGUUGAAGGAGAGGUCGUCAGGACGAAGGGGGAUGCCAUACUUCCAGCAGCUGUCUUCAUCUAUAUCAUCUGGAAGAGGCUUUGACACUCAUUAUUACCAGAGCUUGUUGAAGGGCAGAGGACUCCUCUUUGCUGAUCAGCAACUGAUGGCGAAUGACAGGACUGCAAGGUUGGUCAGAGCUUAUGCAUCCGAUGACGGUUCAACCUUCCGGAUGGAUUUUUCCAGGGCUAUGAUGAAGAUGUCAGAGCGAAGGGGGCUCACCGGAUCUGAAGGUCAGGUCAGGGUACACUGCUCUUUGCCACUGCAGACUUCUUAAACGGCAUGUGCUGUGGAGAACCAGGCAAGAUGGCAUGGAAUCUGCCUUGUUUUGAAGAGAAGUGAACUGAUUUUUGCCCCUUCUGGUUCUGGUUGUACAGUUUUAAUUAGCCUGCCAUAUUAGACUUAGACCAUUGACUCAGUCGUUUCGAUCCCCUUGCUAAUUAGAUUGUCGGAUGCACUCGAUAGACCAUUCAUUCAUUCAUUCAUUCAUUCAUUCAUUUCAUUGUAAUUACAAUUACAGAUUGAAAAUCAAAGAUAAUGUGAUCGACUA
Malus domestica (apple) is the source of this 1010-nucleotide messenger RNA. Lineage: Eukaryota; Viridiplantae; Streptophyta; Magnoliopsida; Rosales; Rosaceae. The record is from RefSeq and is a predicted model, not a curated record.